UACAGGCAGCUAUACUACUACAUACAAUACCUGUCAGUCUAUUCUACAGGUAGAUUCUAGUAUACAGGCAGAUAUACUACUACAUACAAUACCUGCCAGUCUAUUCUACAGGAAGAUUCUAGUAUACAGGCAGCUAUACUACUACAUACAACACCUGCCAGUCUAUUCUACAGGUAGAUUCUAGUAUACAGGCAGCUAUACUACUACAUACAACACCUGCCAGUCUAUUCUACAGUGCUAGGAAAGGUCAAGAUAUCGUUAAAAUCACUAAACCUGGUCCCUUAGCUGGGGUUGAAGAGAAAACUAAAAGUAUUUUUCUCGAACCAAAACUAUGGUGCAUCAUCUGGGGAAUGUGCUCAACUACUGUAGGAUACACCAACUUUGGUCUUUAUCUUCCUCUUCAUCUAAAUUCUGUUUUUCAAUUUAACUCUCAACAAGGUUCACUCUUCCUUUCAAUCUUUUCAAUAGGAGAUUUUUUUGGUAGAGUGUUUGGCCCAGCUCUUUCUGAUAAAUUUGGGACAAGAUGGUUGUGGUACUGUGGAGGUUUAUCUGGAGCUGGUUUGACUAUGAUAAUUUUAGCUUUUCAAGUUCCCCCAACUGUAGUAGGAUGCUGCACAUUUACUGCAGGUAUAUGUAGUGGAGUAUUUAUUGGAAUAUAUCCUGCUCUACUCUCAGAUGAGCUAGGAGCUGAUCGUCUUAACCAUACUUAUCCGGUCAGUCUUACGAUAGCCGGCAUCUGUAAUCUAGCCGGUCCACCUAUACUAGCUCAGAUUUCCUCCCGGUUAAACUCCUAUGCUGUUAUGAUGGUUCUAGGUUUGUCUUUAAUCUUUGGUUCUCUACCACUUCUUCUAAUCUCUACCUGGAGAUUAAAUCCUGAACAUUUAACAUCAGCUCAACCCAACCAGGAGGAUAUUCUGGAGAAUAAAUCCUGAUUCUUCAACCUCAGCUACAUCAGUCCAAAAUAAGCCGAGAAAUAUUUUCAAAAUACGCAAGUUUUGUACAUUUAAAAAAAAUAUAUAUAAUAAACAUU
Molecule: messenger RNA, 1030 nt
Organism: Eurytemora carolleeae
Lineage: Eukaryota; Metazoa; Arthropoda; Copepoda; Calanoida; Temoridae
Exons: 8
Coding region: 351-932 (193 amino acids)
Biological process (GO): monocarboxylic acid transport; transmembrane transport
Molecular function (GO): monocarboxylic acid transmembrane transporter activity
Source: RefSeq, a predicted model, not a curated record